Lachancea sp. 'fantastica' is the source of this 1683-nucleotide messenger RNA. Lineage: Eukaryota; Fungi; Ascomycota; Saccharomycetes; Saccharomycetales; Saccharomycetaceae. The record is from the annotation of a GenBank genome assembly.
AUGUCGUCUCGUGAGUCCAGCGACUACGCGGAUCCCGUGCGCGAGCUCGAAUUCGAGGGUAAACCCAACGACGUGGCCAGUAACGGCGCCGACCCGGACUUGGAGCUAGAACUCUCGCGUACGGGCACUAACGCCACUUCCGAAACCGAGGCCCGCAUUAACCGCCGAGUCUCACGCAUCCUGAGCGGCUCCCAGAACCAAGCCGAGAAGCUCGGCGUCGAUUACUCUAAUUGUCCCCCCAUGGGCGGCGGCCGUCCCUUCCCGCCGAUGCUUCCAGAUCGGGAACAGUUCGAGGUCGCCUUCGACGGGCCCGACGAUCCUCUCCACCCCUACAACUGGCCCAUCCGUAAGCGUGUGCUUCUGUGCGGGCUGCUGGGACUCAACUGUUUAGGCGUUAUCAUGGGCUCUUCCAUUUACGCGUCUUCUGUCUCGCAAAUCUGUGAAGAAUACCGCGUGGCGCCUGUGGUAGCCAUUCUCGGUAUCACCCUGUACGUGUUUGGGUUUGCCGCCUCGCCCGUUGUUUAUGCUCCGCUCUCGGAGUUGUACGGCCGUCAAAUCCCGCUGAUUCUGUCGUCUUUUGGAUUUGUAUGUUUCACGUUUGCCACGGCCGUGUCCAAAGACUUGCAGUCUAUUCUCAUCACACGUUUCUUCAGCGGCUUCGUGGGCGCUGCUCCGUUGGCCAUUGUGCCCGCUUGUAUGUUCGACAUGUUCAACACGGAAACCCGAGGAAAAGCAGUGACUGUCUUUGCGAUGGGCGUUUUCAUGGGUCCCAUUCUGGCACCCGUUUACGGAUCGUACAUCACGCAGUACACUACCUGGAGAUGGACCCAGUAUGUAGUGGGCAUCUACUCCGGAGUGAUCACGCUGAUCCUGGUGUUCAUGUACGAAGAAACCCACCAUCCAAUGAUCCUAGUCGCUAAGGCUCGUCGUCUAAGACAAGCCACCGGAAACUGGGGUAUUCGUGCGGCGCACGAAGACGCGCAGCUAUCGCUGCGCGACAUCGUGCAGAAAACCAUCAGUAGACCCAUCUACAUGCUGCUCACAGAGCCCAUUUUGUUCUGCAUCACGCUAUAUCACUCCUUCGUGUACGGAAUCCUGUAUCUGCUGCUGGAAGCGUACCCAAUCGUUUUCGAGGGCAAGUACGGGUACCGUAAGAACGGAGAACUGCCGUACAUUGCUUUGCUGGUGGGAAUGGGCGUCAACGCCAUGUACAACUGGUACGAAGAGAAGAAUUACGUGGCCAAAGUACGUGCCAACGACGGGAAACCGCUGCCGGAAGCCCGGCUCCGCACAAUGGUGAUCGCCGGAAUCGUGUUCCCAAUCGGAAUUCUGUGGUUCUGCUGGACCGGUAAUUACCCGGACAAGGUCCACUUCAUGGUGCCCACAGUAGCCGGGUCCUUCAUCGGAUUCGGGCUGAUUGGUAUCUUCCUGCCGUGCUUCAACUACAUCAUUGACUCGUAUCUGUUCUUGGCGGCGUCGGCUAUUGCAGGCAACACGUUUAUGCGGUCUUCAUUCGGUGCGUCGUUCCCGCUAUUUGCCGGAUUCAUGUUUGAAAACAUGGGCGUGAACUGGGCCGGGCUGCUGCUGGGCCUAUUUGCGCUGUGCAUGGUGCCCGUGCCGCUGCUACUGAUGAAAUACGGCAAACAGUUGAGGCAGAGGUCCAAGUUUGCGUUUGUGCUGUGA